AUGCCAAUAACAACCAUUCUAUUCGACUGCGAUAACACGCUUGUCCUCUCAGAGCCAUUAGCUUUCGCUUCCUGUGCUGAAGUCUCCAAUCUCAUCCUGGAGACUUACGCUCCACAUGUCUCGCAUCGAUAUACUGGCCCAGAACUUCAAGCUGAAUAUGUAGGAAAGAAUUAUCGUGCUCUGAUGGCAGCAUUGGAAGAGAAGCAUGGAUUUGUCAUCCCCACAAAAGACUUGGACAAGUGGGUGGACACAGAAUUAGCAACGACGAUGAAAUAUAUCAAAGCAAAGGCAACUCCAUGUGAAGGUGUUAUGCCAGUGCUCGAAAAACUUCAACGAGAAGGGAAAUACAAUAUCGCUAUCGUCAGCUCCAGUGCUUUGCCUCGAGUGCUCGCAUCGAUACAUACAACUAAACAAGAUGCCUACUUCCCCUCCGAAAAGGUCUUCUCCGCCGCUUCGAUGACUCCUCCAACAUCGAAACCUGAUCCUGCUGUGUACCUACACGCAUGUGAACAGCUCGGUGUGAAUCCAGCUGAAUGUGUAGCAAUUGAAGACAGUAGGUCUGGCGCUACAGCUGCCACCCGAGCUGGUAUUCCAUUGAUGGGAUACGUUGGGCCAUACUAUGAGGAAGGAGCUGAAGAAGUAGAGCGGAUGGAUCGCUUACUGAAGGAGGAUUGUAAAGCUGUAGUGGUCAUGCAUCAUUGGAGGGACUUCGAGGAUUGCUUGCGUAAGAUUGAGGAUCAUGCAUCCUAUUGUACAGGCUUAGUCUCAUACUGGCUGUCUGGUUUGAUUGAUGAUGCUUACUACGCUGAGUGA
Molecule: messenger RNA, 813 nt
Organism: Kwoniella shivajii
Lineage: Eukaryota; Fungi; Basidiomycota; Tremellomycetes; Tremellales; Cryptococcaceae
Exons: 2
Coding region: 1-813 (270 amino acids)
Source: RefSeq, a predicted model, not a curated record